This is a messenger RNA of Apiotrichum porosum, 357 nucleotides long. RefSeq lists its product as uncharacterized. Lineage: Eukaryota; Fungi; Basidiomycota; Tremellomycetes; Trichosporonales; Trichosporonaceae. Bases 1 to 357 code for a protein of 118 amino acids. The record is from RefSeq and is a predicted model, not a curated record. The transcript has a single exon.
AUGAAAGAUCCAUUCCCCAAUCACAGCCCAGUUUUGUCGCAGGACGUUGACAUCAAGCCAACCAUGGAUCCCUCCCUUACUCGUAUGCCCCCCUCGCCCCCUUACAUCUAUCGCAGGGCUCCCGUCGCGGCCAAACCCGAGCUCCCCGAUGCUCUUUCCUCUCCACACCAUGAACGCGUCGGCCCCAGCGACGCAACCUUUGAAGAGGGCGAAAAGGCCUACCAGAACAAGAUGGAUGAGCUCCUUAACCUCCGUGUCAAGUAUCUCAAGGGCAAGAUCCAACACGUCAAGUCCAAGACCGCACUGAUACGUGUCGAGCUCAACGAAGACGAGUCAGAAAGAGGCCAGGAUCAAUGA